Zygotorulaspora mrakii is the source of this 1170-nucleotide messenger RNA. It is a transcript of the gene MCY1, whose product is annotated as putative cysteine synthase. Lineage: Eukaryota; Fungi; Ascomycota; Saccharomycetes; Saccharomycetales; Saccharomycetaceae. Gene Ontology annotation, molecular function: cysteine synthase activity. The record is from RefSeq and is a predicted model, not a curated record. The coding region runs from base 1 to 1170 and encodes 389 amino acids. Gene Ontology annotation, cellular component: cytoplasm. The transcript has a single exon.
AUGACAGGCUUGAACUAUGAACGAGUACCAUGGAAGGAUGUGGUUGCAGUAGCAUCCGUUCUGAUGGCUUGUUACACUAGUUUUAAAUACCUUAAAAAUCGCAAUGAGCUGAAUAAACCGCCUGUGAAAGGUGGUGUCGAAGAAUUGAUCGGCAACACACCAUUGGUUUUGAUAAAGUCCCUUUCGAAAUUGACAGGGACCGAAAUCUUUGCCAAGAUGGAACUUAGCAAUCCUGCGGGCAGUGCUAAGGAUAGGGUAGCCUACAAUAUUAUUAAGACGGCCGAACAGGAGGGUAAACUAGUUCGAGGAGAGCCUGGCUGGGUUUUUGAAGGGACCAGUGGAUCUACAGGUAUAUCCAUUGCAAUGCUUUGCAAUGCUUUGGGUUACCGAGCACAUAUUUCCUUGCCAAAUGAUACUUCAACGGAAAAGUUAGCUUUAUUGGAUAGUUUAGGUGCUACUGUCAACAUGGUCAAUCCCGCAAGUAUUGUAGAUCCUAGUCAAUAUGUGAAUGCUGCAAAAAAAUCAUGUGCAGAACUUGUCAGUAAAGGUGUCAGAGGAGUGUUUGCAGAUCAGUUUGAAAAUGAGGCAAAUUGGAAAAUACAUUUUGAAACUACUGGUCCAGAAAUUUACAAGCAAACCGGGGGUCAUGUAGAUUGUUUCAUUGCUGGCUGUGGUACAGGUGGCACCAUAACCGGGGUAUCUCGAUAUUUAAAGCGAAAAAUGAAAAGAAACCCACCUUAUACGAUCCUUGCUGAUCCACAAGGUUCCGGAUUCUUCAACAGAAUAAACUACGGUGUUAUGUAUGAUAAUACCGAAAAAGAAGGUACAAGAAGAAGACACCAAGUAGAUACCAUUGUGGAAGGAAUAGGCUUGAAUAGAAUAACAAAAAACUUUGAACUAGGUGAGAGUUCUAUUGAUGAAUCAAUACGGGUGACUGAUAAUCAAGCUAUCAAAAUGGCAAAAUUCUUGUCAGUCAACGAUGGCCUGUUUGCUGGUAGUAGUACUGCCAUAAAUGCAGUAGCAGCGGUUAAAGCUGCGAAAAGAAUGAGAAGAAACUCAAGAAUUGUCAUCAUUGCUUGUGAUGCUGGAACAAGACAUCUGAGUAAGUUUUGGAAAGAGGCAAAAACUGUAGAUUCUAACAUUACUUUGGAGGAAGUAAUAGCAGACUAA